Messenger RNA from Girardinichthys multiradiatus, 475 nucleotides. RefSeq names its product NADH dehydrogenase [ubiquinone] 1 beta subcomplex subunit 1-like. NCBI's taxonomy places the organism in Eukaryota, Metazoa, Chordata, Actinopteri, Cyprinodontiformes, Goodeidae. The record is from RefSeq and is a predicted model, not a curated record. The transcript has 3 exons. Bases 151 to 327 code for a protein of 58 amino acids. Gene Ontology annotation, cellular component: mitochondrion.
UUAAAUUGUAAUUAAAGUUUAAAUAAUAACCAUGCAGAUAUAUUAGCAUUUAGCAUAACUACGUUGUUGCUCGAGAGUUGGUACAGUCCGAUGUCCUUCGCUUAGAGAAGGAAGAGCUAAAGGCCACGGCUGGUGUUAAUAAAAGGAACCAUGGUCAGAUUUGCAUUACCAACCAGUGUGAAUUGGGCACACAUAUUGGUUCCCAUGGGAUUUGUGAUUGGAUGGUACCUUGACAAACAAGAGGAUAAGAAGCUGACGGCAUUCAGAAACAAGAGUGCAUUGUACAGAAGAGAGUUGAAACCUGGUGAGGAGGUGACCUGGAAGUAGAAGCUUCCCUGCUUGGAAAAUUCCAUCGAAUGAAGUCCGAAGGGAUGACGCCUGGUCCUCGAGUUGUAAUAUUUAAAGGACCCUUCUGUACACCUUCCGUUGAGUUGUAUCAACUAAAAUAAAUAAAAAUGUCUGUUCUCGAAAACGA